CCAUCCGCGCAAUUCACUCUCUCGCGACACGUGACAUCGCGCUACAGAUCCAAGGGGAGUCAACACGUCACGAGCGAAUCUUUAAAUUUGUCGCGUCUCGCACGAAGGAUCUGCGGACUAGCGCACGUGUGUCACUCGCGGGCAGGAGGGCCGCGUGUUGCAUUAUGUGCUCGUUUAUCGCCGCGUACACUUGUGGUCCGCGAAACCACGCGUACAUUCGAAUAAUUAUCGAACCGGCGGCUCUGGCGUGAGUACAACGAAUUCAACUAACCGGAUUACCAAUUCGACCACACUCGCCGCUCUCUGCCGCUUCGCGCACCUUUUAUCUAAUAUGUUGUUAUGGUGAAAGUUAUCAAUCGUAUGUUACGACUACUUGAGCGACGAUAUGUCGAUGACUGCUCCAGAAUUGAUGGUCAGACGACCGGUCUACCAGCAGGACGAGCUUAAUCACUUGUGCAAAUACGUAAAGCCCAAGAGAAUCCUUCGCAAUGAGAUCUCGAAACGAUGCAAAAGUAUCAAACCAGUUGCAGUUUUAAAAAAAACGAUACCGCUAAUUGACUGGCUUUCUACGUAUGACUGGAAGAACAAUAUCUUAGGAGAUGUUGUUGCUGGAAUUACUGUUGCUGUAAUGCAUAUUCCACAAGGUAUGGCAUAUGCAAUACUGGGCAAUGUUCCGCCGAUUGUCGGUAUAUACAUGGCUUUCUUCCCGGUUCUUGUGUACUUUUUUCUGGGCACAUCCAGACACAAUUCCAUGGGUACGUUUGCGCUCGUCUGCAUGAUGACUGGCAAAGUCGUUACGACAUACAGUAGCCCUGCAGUUUCGACAAAUAACACGUCAGCCGAGAACGGCACCUUAAUUUCCGACGUAGGCCAUCAAUACUCGCCAGUGGAAGUUGCAACCGUAGUAACAUUCACGGUUGCCGUUAUACAGUUAGGAAUGUACGUGCUGCGUUUGGGCGUAAUCUCGUCUCUCCUCGCGGACAGUCUCGUGAGUGGAUUCACGACUGCAGCGGCGAUGCACGUAUUUACAUCACAAAUAAAGGAUCUCUUUGGACUGAGCGACCUACCGCAUCGCAAGGGUGCAUUCAAACUUAUUCUCACUUAUGUAGAUGUUUUCAACAGUCUAAACAAUAUCAAUACAACAGCUGUGAUAUUAUCUUGCAUCACUGUCUUAGCACUUAUUUUCAACAACGAAGUUCUUAAGCCAAGGGUUUCAAAAUUAUGCCCCUUUCCAGUUCCGAUAGAAAUGCUCGCGGUGGUAAUCGGUACUGUAGUAUCGAUGCAAAUGAAUCUUGCGGAUACUUAUAACGUAAUAACAGUUGGUGUUAUACCAGUAGGGUUGCCAGUCCCGUCUGUGCCACCGAUGUCUCUUGUACCCAGCAUUUUAGUAGACAGUUUCGUAAUUACUAUGGUCGCUUAUACAAUAUCAAUGUCCAUGGCAUUGAUUUUCGCGCAAAAAGUGGGCUACGAGGUCGACUCUAAUCAAGAAUUGAUUGCGCAGGGAUUGGGGAACCUUGUGGGUUCUUUUUUUUCCUGCAUGCCCAUCACGGCUUCGUUAUCCAGGUCGUUGAUUCAGCAAACUGUAGGCGGACACACACAGCUCGCAAGCUUGAUAUCGUGCGGAAUUCUGGUGAGCGUAUUGCUGUGGAUUGGGCCGUUCUUUCAACCUUUACCACGUUGUGUUUUAGCAAGUAUAAUUGUGGUGGCGUUACAAGGCAUGCUGAUGAAGGUCACCGAAUUCGUGCAAUUUUGGAGAUUAGACAAGACGGAAGCCGCGAUUUGGGCCGCCACCUUUAUCGUGGUGAUUCUUUCCGACGUCGAGUACGGAUUGUUGGUCGGUGUGCUUCUGUGCGUCGGAAGAUUACUCGUCCUCGCUGUGCGACCUUACACGUGUAAGCUCGCCCUAGCACCAGGCACUGAGCUCUACUUGGAUACCAAAAGAUACAAAGGAACUGUAGAAAUUCCCGGCAUCAAAAUCUUUCACUAUUCCGGUAGUCUGAAUUUCGCAUCUAAACAAUACUUUCGUGAGGAGGUGUAUAAAGUUGCAGAGUUAAUACCCCAAAAGGAACGAAAGAAGCGGCUACAAGCGUGCAACGGCACCGCGGCGGAAGAAAUUAAAAAGCUACGCAUUCUCAUAUUGGAUUUCACCGCAAUGUCGCACAUCGAUCUGGCAGGCGCAAAUACCUUGCGAAAUAUUGUUGAUGAAUAUUGCAGUAUAGAAGUAUCUAUUUAUAUAACAGGUUGUUCCGGUCCUAUAUACGAAAGGAUGAGGAAGUUCACUCCGAUCGAACGUAACGAGAACCACUUUUUCGCCAUGUUCCCCACCGUUGCUGAUGCGGUACAUUUCGCGCGUUCUCACAGUGAAGUGCCGUCGACGCCCGCAUGGAGUACUUGCAUCCACGAUGAGAACUAUAUCAGCAGACUUUGAAACGACCGCGAAACGAGAAGUUGCUUGUACGCAACACCGAGAAGCGUUUCAUCAAACGCCAGUAACGCCGCGAAUAUUUAUUCUACGCCUCGCAAUGCAGCUUAUCGAUCUAAGAUGAUAAUAUUCGAUGCCAUGUACAUGCUAUGACGAUCGUUUGAUCAUUCACGGACAGUAAUACCGUAACCCCGGUGAUUUUGCAAAAUCUCGUUUCCCUCGCAUGACAAUAUCGUGUUAAAUUCAAAAGCGAUCGAAAUAACAAAUUAUCGGAAUAACAUUUCCAAAUUCUUAUUACAAUUGGAAACUUACGAUGCAUACAAAAUGAUAUAAGAUCGCGUGUAUGCAUCAUUUGUGUAUAUAUAUCUUUCAUUAUUUUAUCAGAAUUGUGAAGCUUGAGGGAUGGGGAGGGGGAACUUCUUUCUCUUUACGGAAAUUGUAUGAUGAUUGAGGAUGUCCUGCAUGUAGAACGACUAAUUGUAAGACUCAGUAUUUAUAAAGAACGAGAAUCGCUGGUUUACAGUGUGGACGACGUGCGAUACCGAAAUAUGAAGUCUAAUAGAACUAGCAAAAGCAAAUUUUAGAAAUUAAUCAUUUUUCUACUUGCACCGGAUACGUUUCAAGAGAAUAUCAGCUCAGAUAAAGAAGAAACAAGAAACGCCACAAAUGAAUACAAAAUCGAAUCUUAUUAUCUCGGCAAGUUUGGCGAUUUUAGGAGCUGCUCGCGAACAUGAUAUUCGGCAUAUUUAACGUAGAUACAAAAUAUUUCCGACAUCUUCCGCCGAAUAUAUUGAAUAACAACCCAAGUUCUACUUGUAUUUUUAAGGGAAAAAUGCCAAGCUGUAAUUGUUAUCAAGCGAGUCGUGUAAAAAUCAAUCUUUUGCUUUCUUUCAUUGCGUUGCUUAUUUAUUGUACUUAGCGAUGUUGUUUUCUUUAUUAUUUAUAUUUACAUUGCUUGAGAUAAGUUCACUGGUGUAUAAAAUUUCACUAGCAAACGAAAACUAAACGCCGAUGACUAUUAAUUAUAUAUUACUGUAAUUAUAUUACAGUAAUAAUAUUAUUGUAAUAUAAUACAGUAAUUAUAUUACAGUAAUAAGUGUUAUACAAAAAACUAAUAGCGUAAUAACGUCAUGAGCCUUAUUAUGAGAAGUAAUGUAAGAAAUGAAAUUUUAUUUAGGGGUUUUGUUUUAACUCUGUUGUUUAAACAAAUUUAUUCUGUUAAAAAAAUGAAUAACAUAAUAACGUUAUGAACUUUUAUUAUAAGAAGUAAUUCAAGAAAUUUAUAGGAAAAGUAUACUUUUAGGAAAUACAUUUUUUCUUCGUGAAAAAUUAGACAAAGAGAUAAUAAAUUCUAAGAAUUAUAAUCAAAAACAAUAUUAAAAUUUUCAAACUGUCAUACAUUCUUGUGUCUUUCACUAUUUCUUCUCUGUAUGUGUAUAUAAGCGUGCAAAAUAAUUAUAAAUUGAUAAACCUACCUCUGCUUAUAGAGAAACACUGCAAAAGACGAUUACAACAAAUUUAAUUCUUCGAAACAUACUGUUUUUAAAUUAUAUAAUUUACAAUUAUCAGUCUAUAAACGUUCGUAUAUAAAAGGCGAAAAAAGAAAGC
Molecule: messenger RNA, 4030 nt
Organism: Vollenhovia emeryi
Lineage: Eukaryota; Metazoa; Arthropoda; Insecta; Hymenoptera; Formicidae
Product: solute carrier family 26 member 10-like
Exons: 14
Coding region: 386-2428 (680 amino acids)
Biological process (GO): transmembrane transport
Cellular component (GO): membrane
Molecular function (GO): chloride transmembrane transporter activity; oxalate transmembrane transporter activity; sulfate transmembrane transporter activity
Source: RefSeq, a predicted model, not a curated record